AUGGACAUUCAGGGUUCUUAUUAUGUGAAUCCUACAAGGAGAGUUGUUGAAGAAUGGAAUGAUCUGAAGCGUGGCAUGAAAAUUGAAAAACAAGCAAAAAGUCUUACACAUAUCAAACUCAAGAUGUCUAAACUGCCAGAAUUCAUACCAUUCUUCACAUUAUUUAUUACCUUGGCCCAGUUUGUAACCUGUGGUGUUUUUUGCUAUCUUGGAGGCCUGGCUUCUCUUGGAAUAGAACCCACUGUAGAAUCAAGAGAUGGCAUACAGACCUUUCUAGGAACAGAAACAGUCCACAAGUGGGUUAUACCAAAUCUGUGGAUAGGACCAUCAGACAAAUAUAUAACUAGUGUUGGAGCAUUCUUUGCCCCAUGCUUACGAGAUGAUAUAGAACUGCAAAUUAAGACACUGGAACAGAAUUACAGUACUACAGAGCCUUUAGGAUGUUGUGAAAUGGCCAGCAGAAAUACAGCAGCUACAACUACACAGGCAGAAUGUCAACAUAUGACUGAUGACGUCGGUCUUUGGAAAGCAGGUAUAAAAUGUAGUGAAAGACCUUCAGGACAAAACAGUGUGUCUCACAACCUGAAGCCAUGUUGUUACAACCUUCAGGGUCAGUGUAAACUAACCACACAUACACACUGUGUAUUCUUAGGAGGGUACUUCUCAAAGCAUUCUGCAGAUCACUGUAGUCAGGUAAAUUGUUUAAAUUCUAUUUGUGGUAUGGGUGGAAUUUCAUCAAAAUCAGAUAAGCCAUGGUUACCAGACAAUCCAGCACAGUGGUGGAGACUGCCUCUUUCUAUUAUCUAUCACCAUGGCAUCAUUCAUGUUGUCAUCGUUGGGGCCAUUCAUUUCCUCAUCAUGAGAACUAUGGAGAGGUCUAUUGGUUGGCUGAGGAUAAUGGUAGUUUAUGUGCUGAGUGGAAUAGGAGGAAUACUGGCAGCCUCCAUAUUUGAACCACACUCUCCCCAUGUAGGUGCCACAGGAUCAGUUUGUGGAUUACUCGGUGUAACUGUGGUAGAAAUACUGUUACUAUGGAGAUUUAUAAAUAGACCAUUACUUGAAAUUUCCAAGGUUCUGUUUGUCAUUGUCUUGUUUCUUACAGCAGGAACACUCCAAUACAUCAGUAAUUACACCAUUAUCACUGGAAUUAUCAUUGGCUUGUGUUCAGGUGUGAUAGUCUUGCCAUUUGUAUCUUUCAGUAAGAUAUCACACAGGUCAAGGGUUAUUCUGAUUGGCUUUUGUGUCCCCCUUUUAGUGGUGAUAUAUUUUGUAUUACUUUAUGCAUUCUUCAAAGUUCAGUCAAUUACAGAUUGUUAUGCUUGUAAGGUAAUUAACUGUAUUCCUUACACGGAAAAUAUGUGUAGGGAUGACUAUGAAGAAUAAAAUUCAUUGUUCAUAUUCACACCUGCAUGUUUUAAUUGCUACUGAAAGUAUUUGCUUGUAUUCAUAACUUUACAUAUUGGCUACGAAUAAAAUUCAUUGUUCAUAUUCACACCUGCAUGUUUUAAUUGCUACUGAAAGUAUUUGCUUGUAUUCAUAACUUUACAUAAGGGCUACGAGUAAAAUUCAUUGUUCAUAUUCACACAUGCAUGUUUCAAUUGCCACUGAAAAUAUCUGCUUGUAUUCACAAGAAUAAAUUUCAUUGUUCAUAUUCACACAUCCAUGUUUUAAAUGCCACUGAAAGUAUUUGCUUGUAUUCAUAACUUUACAUAUUGGCUACAAAUAAAAUUCGUUGUUCGUAUUCACACCUGCAUGUUAUAUUGCUACUGAAAGUAUUUACUUGUAUUCACAAUUAAUCACAAUUUUACAUAUUGGCUAUUGUCUUCACUUGAUAUCUGGCUUCAUUUAUAAAUCAAUUAUUUAAAAAAAGUUUACCAGUUUGUUUCACACAGUGUGAGUUAACAGUUAUUGAUACAGGGCAGUAAUGAUCCGAUAAAGUUCAGUGACUCAUUAGUUAGUGUUUAAUGUCCUACACUAUAACUUAAUGCUCUUUUUAAAGUCGGACGAUGACCUUGCUCAAUGCCAUUAAAGUUUAAUAGAACAUGGGAUAACAUUUAUUUUAUUUUGAAAAAGCAUCGAUGUUUUGAAACCUAUGAUAAUAUAACCACAAAAUGAUCCUAUUUUUGGAUUUUUUAUCUACUGAUACUUAACAACUAACUAUUAAAGAUGGUCAUGUUUGCAGUCAACAGAAAUAGAGGCAAUGAUUUAAAAGAUUUGAAUAAAUUGAUUUUAUGGAUUUCAUUUAGUGACCUUGACUGUCCUCCAAUUGACCGUAGUAACUCUUCCACUACAGUACAGUUAUUCCUUAAAUGUUUGUCAUGAUAUCACACCAUUUUCUCAAUUUUUUAGUGCAUUUUCCUAUACUGUAAAUUCAGAAAUGAUUGUGUGCAUUUAUUAUUGUGAUUUUUUUAGAAUGAUAAAAAAAUGUAAGAUUAAUUAUUGCAAUUUCAGGAAAAUCUUCAUACAAAUAUAUGUAUACGAUAAUAGAAUGCAAGUUCUUAUUGGGAUACUCACCCAUGCAGUUGCAUUAUUCACAUUAAG
Molecule: messenger RNA, 2541 nt
Organism: Mytilus californianus (California mussel)
Lineage: Eukaryota; Metazoa; Mollusca; Bivalvia; Mytilida; Mytilidae
Product: inactive rhomboid protein 1-like
Exons: 7
Coding region: 1-1383 (460 amino acids)
Biological process (GO): regulation of epidermal growth factor receptor signaling pathway; regulation of protein secretion
Cellular component (GO): endoplasmic reticulum membrane
Molecular function (GO): serine-type endopeptidase activity
Source: RefSeq, a predicted model, not a curated record